Messenger RNA from Parasteatoda tepidariorum (common house spider), 477 nucleotides. Its product is annotated as zinc finger BED domain-containing protein 5-like. NCBI's taxonomy places the organism in Eukaryota, Metazoa, Arthropoda, Arachnida, Araneae, Theridiidae. The record is from RefSeq and is a predicted model, not a curated record.
AUGUUUACUCAAGUAAAAUCUGAUCAGUACAAUGCAUUGCAUGCUUCGUAUGCAACUUCACUUGAGCUUGCUAAAGCGAAAAAACCUUACACUGAUGGCGUAGUUGUUAAAAAGUGUGCUGUAGAAAUGGCAAAAGGAUUUGGUGAUAGCAAAGUGGCUAAGCAUUUUGAUUCAGUUCCAGCUUCUCAUCAGACCACCCAACGAAGAGUUGCCGAAAUGGGUGACCAAAUACAACAGAAAUUGUCCCGCGAGAUUGAAAAAUGCUGCUAUUUCUCCUUGUGUAUCGACGAGAGUACAGACCUGUCGGACGUUAGUCAACUCUUGAUUUUCAUUCGCACUGCUAAAGAAGACUUUGAGAUCAAAGAGGAGCUCCUUACCAUGUGUUCUCUUCACUCCACAACAAAGGUUAGGAACAUAUUUGAAGCAGUGAUGAAAGCGGUCAACACUGUCGGAGGUUUUGAAAAGUGCUCCGUCUAA